UAUACAAGUAAAUCAUUCGCAUUUAAACUAGACAUAAGACUUCAACCUACCCAGAAUCUUAUUUAUCGAUUUGCUGCUUCUUCAUGAUGUCAUCAUCUUUCGAUAUUUCAGAGCGAUUGCGGAUCCAGGGAGAUGACGGACCCGAUGCGCAAAUGCGGGCUCGUGCCACCCAAGAGCAGCAGCACUUCACCGACUCCGCCUCCAGUGAACGCAUCUUCUGCACCCCCAACGGCCCUCUCUCCACCUCCAUCUGGGUGCUGGACAAACGCGACAACCCCACCUCCAUCGAGCUGUACCUUCAGCUCACCGCCGAAGGCACCAGCACCUGGCACGCCAUCUCGCAGACGCCCAUGACCAAGCCGCCGGUCCCCUCAAUUUUAGUGCGCGUCUUUGCGCUCGAGUAUUGGGAGGACGAGUGGUUACUAUGCCACCGUGGCCACUCCGAGCCUAACUGGCAGCUCACCGCGGCCCCGCAGUACGGCAUGCUGCCUGGAUACGGCGAGAGGCCGUGUCUGCUGCGGUGCUGCGGGACGGACCGGCCGCGUGGGAAGACGGCGAGACUUGUAGUAACGCCCUUGGACGGGAGGGACUUUGUCAGCGUGCACGAUUACCUGACGACGGUUCAUCCGUGGCUGAUGAGCUUUAGGGGGGAUAUACUGGAGUAUAUGGGUUUAUGGAAGGGUAAGCCGGCAGAGGAGGAGUCAGUGCUCAUGCUGAGCAAUUUUGUGGGCCCGCUGGCGGUGAUGGGGCAGACGAGGGGGGUUAGGAGUUGGAGUGAGAGGUUGCGAGUCAUUUCGAAUUUGAUAGAUACGGUGUCAGGCCAGCAGGAUACGCUGAGGCAGGGGAAUUUGCACAGCUGUGUUGGGAAAGGUCAGUGCAAUGUUUUGACCGGAGGGGUGGAGAUGAGUUCUGGGUGGAAAUGAGGUUUUAGGCAGUUUACAAAAUCAGCUAGCCAUUUCUCGGUUUCAAGCAGCCAUUACCACACGUUUAGUCCACUGGUAGCCGCGAUACAAGGCCGCCAGUGGCAGACAUUAGAUUGUGUGCGCAACUAGCAUGCGAAAUACGUUAUACAUUUACUAAUAGUUUCUUACUGCAGUUGUUUUCUAGCUGUACUACUCUUCUGCUUUUUGAAC
Messenger RNA from Pseudogymnoascus verrucosus, 1133 nucleotides. RefSeq lists its product as uncharacterized. The transcript has a single exon. The coding region runs from base 84 to 923 and encodes 279 amino acids. The record is from RefSeq and is a predicted model, not a curated record. NCBI's taxonomy places the organism in Eukaryota, Fungi, Ascomycota, Leotiomycetes, Thelebolales, Thelebolaceae.